AUUAAACAAGGACAAUAAAUUUUCGAUUUUGUAUAGUGUACAAUAUUUGCGCAUGCGCAAGCAUAUGUAUGUCAUUUCCGGCAAAGAUACAUUUCCUUUUCUUUCUAAACAUUCAAGAUGGUAAAUGUACCGAAGCAAAGACGCACUUUCUGUAAGAAGUGCAAAGUGCAUAAACCUCACAAAGUGACACAGUAUAAAAAAAGUAAAGAACGUCAUGCAUCACAAGGUAGAAGACGUUAUGAUCGUAAACAACAAGGUUUUGGUGGACAGACGAAACCUAUAUUCAGGAAGAAGGCAAAAACUACCAAAAAGAUUGUCUUAAGAAUGGAAUGUACAGAGUGCAAAUAUAGGAAACAAAUCCCUCUUAAAAGAUGUAAACAUUUUGAAUUAGGAGGUGAUAAGAAAAGAAAGGGACAAAUGAUUCAAUUCUAGGAUUAUGUAUGAAGUUAUGUAUGUUAACUUUCUAUGUGUAUUUAAUAAGAAAUGAAAUAAAUCUUCUGGAAUUUG
Messenger RNA from Bombus huntii, 507 nucleotides. It is a transcript of the gene RpL36A, whose product is annotated as 60S ribosomal protein L44. Gene Ontology annotation, biological process: translation. Gene Ontology annotation, molecular function: structural constituent of ribosome. The coding region runs from base 118 to 432 and encodes 104 amino acids. Gene Ontology annotation, cellular component: cytosolic large ribosomal subunit; ribosome. The transcript has 4 exons. Lineage: Eukaryota; Metazoa; Arthropoda; Insecta; Hymenoptera; Apidae. The record is from RefSeq and is a predicted model, not a curated record.